Messenger RNA from Glarea lozoyensis ATCC 20868, 978 nucleotides. Its product is annotated as Clavaminate synthase-like protein. Bases 1 to 978 code for a protein of 325 amino acids. Lineage: Eukaryota; Fungi; Ascomycota; Leotiomycetes; Helotiales; Helotiaceae. Gene Ontology annotation, molecular function: 2-oxoglutarate-dependent dioxygenase activity. The transcript has a single exon. The record is from RefSeq and is a predicted model, not a curated record.
AUGCAUCGGACCUUCCUGCAUUACUCGAAGCAUUUCACAGCAUCGAGAGGAUGUCGCUCCUACAGUGCUGGUCGUCGACUGGCGCAAAGGGAGACGUCUCAAGUCCCCCAAAUCAAUACUUCGUACGCAAAUAUCGACCUUGAAGAAUUCCGUCAUAGAGCUUUUGCGCCAGAGAAACCUCUCUUGAUGAAACGACAGCCAGGAGAAGUACAAGCGUUGCCGGCUACGAGAAAGUGGUUUGUGGCUAGCGAAAAGAAUUCGAAUCGUUGCGAUGUCCAAUAUCUUCGCCAGUUCGAAGACGUUUAUCUACCAUAUGAGCUCCACCUCGAUGAGAAGGGAACUAUUUCCCUAAAGGAUUCUAAGCAGGAGGGUUUGCUCAAGGAAAUAUUAUCGCAUCUAGGCGAACGCCCUCAACAUGGUUUCCAUCGAAUCAACGCUCCAUUGUCCCUAUUCCUGUCAGCAUAUACGCUAUCAUGGCCGCAUUCUCUAUACAUCGCACAAGCACAAAUGGCAGAUCUGCCUAAGCAAUUACAAGACGACCUGCCGACGCCCCGUAUAGUCCAGCAAGCCGGGAAAGGAGAUAUAUACGAUGCGAACAUUUGGAUGGGGACACUCAAUACAUAUACACCACUACACAAGGACCCAAACCCCAAUUUAUUCACACAAAUCGUCGGCGAAAAACAAGUCAAAUUGUACCCUCCAGCCGUUGGACGCGGGAUAUUCCAGCAUGUGCAAGAGCAAAUUGGACAGAAUUCGUCAGCGACGUUUAGAGGAGAGGAGAUGAUGGCCGGGCCUGAAGCUCUUGCUUUGGAGAAUGCUGUUUGGGGUAAUGGCUCAGAUGCGGGAAGAUGGGAUGGAGAACUUGUUGCGGAUGUGGACCCUGGAGAUGCGCUGUUCAUUCCGAAAGGGUGGUGGCAUAGUAUCAAAAGUUUUGGGUCUCAGCCUGUUACGGUGUCUGCGAAUUGGUGGUUCAGAUGA